AUGUUGAGCUUCUUCGGUCUCGACUCUGUCGGCCUGCUCGAUUUGUUGAUUGUUUCAUCAGGCCUACGGGGCAUGCUCUCCACCGCUUCGCUUUCACUAACACGACCUCGGGUCGCAACUUGCGUCUCGACUGGAGCAUCGGGGAGUUCUACUAAAGGACUUCGGCGGAAAAGAACGACAAUGCCCACUUCAUCCGAGACGACUAGAGUCGCCGAAGAUAAAAGAAGCGCAACCGGAAAUUUAGCACAGUGUUUGGGAUUUACUGUUUCUCAUCUCAACAAGACGGACAAAAACAGAUACAAUCCAGUUUAUCCGAUGGAUGCAUUAACCUGGAGUGGCUACGGCUAUAAGGACUUUGGAUUCCGAGAAUUGACCAAUAUCUACCGCGAGGGUCCUGUCAAUAUUCACGAGGAAGGCUCGGAGUCGUAUGCAUCCGCCUCCGUUUCGAUCAAUGAUAUCAUAUACAGUGGAUGGUUCAAGCCCCAAUCCUUCGAAGGAUUCACCGCCAAGUGCACAUUGAAGAAGCUUGUCUUUAGCUUCAAUGUGACGCUUCCUGAACGGAAGACUAUUAGGACUCGUGUGAAAGGCUUCCGCUUCCCGUCGGAUGACGAGUGGCAGAAGAUGAUCACGAUGAGCUCUUGUAAAGACUCAAUAUUCAAGAUUCGGAGGGAGAAUCGAGCUCCGACUAUGAAAGUUUUGAGAGGUUGGUUCAAAUACCACAUCGAGGAAUACGUGGCUUAUGCGUUCACGCCACCUCUGGAAUAUUCCUCCUCGAAGAUGAAGUUCUUUCUGAUGAUUGUGCUCUUGUCCGUCCUGAUAGUGGUGGUAUUCGCGGCUUACGGGUGUCCAUACAAGCAGUCUGAAUGCCGGAAGCACUGCGAUUCGGUCAAAAAUCGUAAAGGAGGCUACUGCAGUGGCCGUGAUCGGACUACCUGCAACUGCAUAAAAACCGCACGAUGA
Molecule: messenger RNA, 960 nt
Organism: Galendromus occidentalis (western predatory mite)
Lineage: Eukaryota; Metazoa; Arthropoda; Arachnida; Mesostigmata; Phytoseiidae
Exons: 9
Coding region: 1-960 (319 amino acids)
Source: RefSeq, a predicted model, not a curated record